This is a messenger RNA of Myxocyprinus asiaticus (Chinese sucker), 1568 nucleotides long. RefSeq names its product lipopolysaccharide-induced tumor necrosis factor-alpha factor homolog. Gene Ontology annotation, molecular function: zinc ion binding. The transcript has 5 exons. The record is from RefSeq and is a predicted model, not a curated record. Lineage: Eukaryota; Metazoa; Chordata; Actinopteri; Cypriniformes; Catostomidae. Bases 50 to 496 code for a protein of 148 amino acids.
UCAACAGCAACAGCCACAACAGUACAGUUUAAUCCCAGCCAAAGAGAGAAUGAAUGCUGACAGAACCGGAGACCCACCUCUCUAUAUCAUACCAAUAGAGAACAAGGGUGACAAUGUCAAGGUCUACCAUGUGCACACACCGUUCACAGCACAAAGUUCCACCAUCGGUGACAUGCAAAUGCGAACGGAAUCAGCCAGACCUGUUCAGGCCCCGUCAGCUGAUGCCAAUAACAAAUACGUCAGCUACGAUUCAUACGAGCUGGGUCGCUCUCCAGGAACGGCCACCUGCUUUUCCUGCCAACAGCAAGUCGUAACCAAUGUCACCUAUAAAGUGGGAGUUUACGCCUGGCUGAUGUGCUUACUUCUCAUCCUGUGUGGGUUUGUUUUAUUCUGCUGUCUGAUUCCAUUCUUUGCCAAGUUUUUCAAAGACGUCUAUCACACAUGCCCGAAAUGCAAUAAGAUCCUUCAUAUUGAAAAGAAGCGAUGCUGUUCGUGAUUCCAACACUACUUCUCUUUCUCAUGGAUACGUGUGAUUAAGGGGGUCACAUUGUUUACCAACUGACCUCAUGGAGCAGCAAACAAUAUGAAGGACACUUCAGACCAACAGGGAUGUCAUCUAGUAAAAACUUUUGCAACAUUUGUAAUUGAGAACCAUUUGCUGUUCACAUGAUUUAGUUUCUUUCUUGUAACCCAUUUUACAUUCAAUGAAUAUAAAUACUCAGGGUUUUGAUUAUUUCUAGAUUUGUCUAUUUAUCUAUAAAGGCCUCAGGGUUAGGGGUUGAGAGUGGUUGACGUGUCUGUCCACCUCUGUGACAAUAACCAAAACAAGUAACUUUCUUUGUAUAAGGCAGUGUCUUUGAUAAUUACCACAUCUACUGGAUUAAAGGUUUAUGUCCCGAGAUGACCCAUGACACAUAUAGGCCUAUAUCAGGUCUGGCCAUUGAUAGUUUUGCAUUAUGUAACGGCAACAUGAGUCAUUUUAACACGAGUAGUUUAUGAUUUAUUUAAUUUUUUUUUUAUUGAAAUAGACAUACAGUCCAUUCAAAUGGACAUAUCAAAAUGUCCAGUCAUGUCAAAUCACAGCCAGUGUUUAUUUAUUUUAUUUUUUUUACCACCACUGAAAUAUUUAUAGUAUAGCAUAUUGUUCAUAUUUUGUCAGCUGAAUGUUCAACAAAGUAUUUAACAGUACAGUAAAACCCAUUAAACGGACUGUAUUUCUAUCACAGCCUCGAUUUCAAUCGCAAAAAAAUAAAUAUGGCGUCUGCCUUGAAGGGGCGGAGCUAGGGGCUGGCCGUGGCUCCACUCGCAACUGCCGUUUUGGUCAUUUUUUGUCUUGGGCACAAUUUAGUUAGCCUUUCUACACCAACAACCACCAUCCCAACACCAAGCCCCCUGUCCGACAAUACAAUGAGAUCUAGGAGCUUUAUAAAGCUUUAUAAUGUGCAUGUCAUUAAAGUUGAGAGAGCCACGCUUUCCUUCAUGUUAAAAGUGAAUAAGGUCUAUAUUCGCUAUAUCAUAUGACAUGUCUGCCCCCAUGUAAAAUAAAACUGGCUAUAUUGGGAUACAGA